AUGCUGGAUGUGAGAGCUUCAAGUGAAAGCGAUUCACCAGUAGCAGGCUAUAAAGGAAGACGUGUGAGAAAGGUACCUUUAGACCAUUGGGAUGAAGUGGAGAGAGAAACUGUUGAGCGACUCCCUGAAGACAUCGAUGGGACGAAGGUUUAUGUAAUUAAUGGUUUAUCGAAGAAUAAAGAUACCUUACAAUUGUUGAAAGACGGUCGACGUUGGAAGAAAAACGGUCCUACAAACUGGCAAGGACACAAACGAGUAAGAUACGCUGACUGCAAAGGUUCGAGUAUCUAUGAGAAUGAAAACUGUCCAUAUAAGCAACAGUACGGUAUCAUCAAUAGAACACAGUUCGAGAAAAGGAGCCGAAAAGAUACCACGACUGUUUGCAAGGGAUGCGGGAAUCUUCCAAAAGUUAUCAGCUGCCCAGGUCGUCGAUAUAUCAGUUACGAAAGAAAAUCUGUGACUGUAUACCAUUGUGGCGAGCAUACAUGUCCUGUCGUUAAGAAAUUUGAAAAAAAGUUGAACGUGUUGAAGAAUUGGUGA
Molecule: messenger RNA, 540 nt
Organism: Paramuricea clavata
Lineage: Eukaryota; Metazoa; Cnidaria; Anthozoa; Malacalcyonacea; Plexauridae
Source: the annotation of a GenBank genome assembly